AUGGUUCUCGAGGACGAAUUUGUGCGUCACAAAGACCUAUACUAUGCUGAUGGCAGUGUGGUCCUCUUAGCCGCCCAUGCUGGGAAAACCCAUGCGUUUCGAGUUCACAAGUCUGUGCUCGCAUCGCACUCUAAAGUAUUUGCGGAUAUGUUUGUGCUACCCUCUACCGCAGAGAAUGAAACGUAUGAUGGUAUAGACUCGGUACAGAUGCCAGAUGAUGCAAAAGAUCUUGAAGACCUGCUUCGAGCCCUUUACUACCCGGGAAACCCUCUUGCCGCAACCAAAUACAAAGGGAUUCUCCUGCUAUCGCAGAAAUAUUUCGUGCGCGUCCUGCAGAAGCUGCUCAGGGCUCGUUUCCGUGCAGACUGGCCAUCCACCCUCCCUGAAUGGGACAGACUCAUGGAGCACUACGCCAGUCUUUCUGCAUCCAUAAUACCGCAACAUGAUGCGGCCAGUCAGUUCAUCGAUAAUCGUAUGCUGGAACCUGCUUCUGCCAUACGCUUGGCCAGGGAGGCCAAUAUCCCAGAAAUUUUGCCGGCUGCGUUUUAUAUGUUAUCUACAAUCAGUCCUUUCAUGGACUUUGAUACCCUCCGCAGCCCGAACCCCCCUCCACUCACUGAUUCUCAAGGGAAUGUCCUUUUGUGGCAGCCUGGAGAACGCAGCGCCCGAUGGGGGCUCUUAACACCUGAUGAUUGGCUUUGCCUAGCACGAGGCAGGCAUUGUAUGACGGACUUCGCUCAAACAUUUGAGGCGCAGGAAAGCCAAUGCAUGUGCGACUCGCAGAAUUGUAUUCAACUCGACAACAAGAGAAAGUUGUUGAAGGGACCACCUCAAGAUUUCUUACGUGUCUUGAAGGAGAUUGGCUCCCAGAAAACACUUCAACAAUAUCCCUGCUACAAUUCCCUGCAGGCGCUGGCGUCCCGCAGUUUGGAAACACGGUCCGUUUUGUGGGAGAACCUGGGUUACUACUUCGGUUUACCGGAGGUAGUUGAUGAUCAGAAUGACGGUGACUCUGAUGAUAUUGCACUUGUGGAGAGUGAGUUUAUAGACGGAUGA
Molecule: messenger RNA, 1056 nt
Organism: Suillus plorans
Lineage: Eukaryota; Fungi; Basidiomycota; Agaricomycetes; Boletales; Suillaceae
Exons: 3
Coding region: 1-1056 (351 amino acids)
Molecular function (GO): protein binding
Source: RefSeq, a predicted model, not a curated record